AUGUCAGCUAAAAGUUUGUCCGGCGUGGCUGGCGUCUCGUUUCGCGCCGAUAUCCCCCUCAGCCGGCGCUGGGACGUCUGCAGCACGGACUACUAUCCCAGCACAUCGGAGAGCUCGUUGAGGAGCAGCGCGUGUACUAUUGAGACGAGACCGGACUUCGAGUCCCGCGCGAACAGUAGCCUCGUCGUGAACGCGAAAGGAAACACUGCCCUCUACUGGCUCUUCGUAAAAAAGAAGCUUAUGAGAAUCUUCCACGUGCCCAGGCUGAACUGCCACGUUCGCAUGUGCCACCAGGAGAUUUGUCGAGGAGAAAAGCAAACGAACGUCAGCGUUUCGGAACAUUUUUAU
This is a messenger RNA of Iphiclides podalirius (scarce swallowtail), 348 nucleotides long. The record is from the annotation of a GenBank genome assembly. NCBI's taxonomy places the organism in Eukaryota, Metazoa, Arthropoda, Insecta, Lepidoptera, Papilionidae.